GGUUCCGGUACUUGUUAAAGCAAGGGAUGUGAGUGUUGGACGUUGGUGUUGCGGUUGGAAGAGAAGCACAACUCUUUUCUGGUUUUGAUUACAUGGAAGCCGUGAGCGGCUUUAAAAGGAGCCAAAAUAGGCUGCAUAAAUAGUGUGAGCGAACGCGCAACCUCUGUGCAUACGUUGCUUGACGAAAAAACUGAUAGCCAGAAUGCUGAAGUCGGGUUCAACGACUUUCGCGUGCUUCGAGCCAUCGGACGGGGUGCCUUUGGGAAGGUAUGCAUUGUCGAGAAAAAGGACACAAAGGAAAUGUAUGCAAUGAAAUACAUGAGAAAAGCUGUUUGUAUAGAGAAAGAUGCAGUUCGGAAUGUCCUUCGAGAGAUGGACAUUUUAAUGGGUCUGGACAAUAGUUUUUUGGUGAAUUUGUGGUUUACUUUUCAAGAUGAAGAGGAUUUAUUUGUUGUUGUGGACUUAUUGCUUGGUGGUGAUCUUCGUUAUCACUUGCAACAAGGAAACAAAUUUAGCGAAGACGUUGUGAUCUUGUACGUGAUAGAGAUUAGCUUGGCACUUGAGUAUUUGAGAAAGAACAGGAUUAUUCAUAGGGACAUCAAACCAGAUAAUUUACUUCUGGAUAGCAAAGGCCAUGUACAUCUGACUGAUUUCAAUGUUGCAACAGUAAUGGAGGACGACAACACAUUAGCAACAUCAAUGUCAGGCACCAUACCAUAUAUGGCUCCCGAGAUCUUUAGGACUUCAGUUUGUCAAUCACGUGGUUACACCCAUGAAGUUGAUUGGUGGAGUCUGGGUGUUACAGCAUUUGAAUUACUCAAAGGAAAGAGACCGUAUCACAUAACCGCUGGCACGAAUACCGCAGAAAUCAUUCAAAUGUUUGACUCUUCGUGUGUUAUAUUGCCCAACAAUUGGUCGAAAAAUUUCAAAGAUCUUGUGAAAAAGCUGUUACAUAUCGAUCCAGACAUGCGCCUGAAUAACGUCGAGAAAUUAAAAGAAUGCGAACUAAUGGAUGCCGUUAAGUUUGAAGCGGUGAAAAAUAAGGACGUUCCUGUGUCUUUCAUUCCCUCAAAAGAUCAUUUGAACUGUGAUCCAACUUAUGAAUUGGAAGAAAUGAUUAUUGAGCCAAAUCCAUUGCAUAAGAAAAAGAAACGACUGGCGAAGCAAUGCAGCAAUAAAAUUGAUUCAAGCAAGGCAGAAUUGACGCCCAUGCAGAAGAAGUUGAAAACACUUAGCGAUGACUUUAAGCCAUACAAUCGUGAAAGGGAAAAAAUCUUAUUGCAAUCGCAGGAGCUUAAUAAUAUUGAUGGUGAAAUUGUUGCCGAAGAGAAAGACGCAAACUCAACUGAUGAUGAUGUAUGUCAUAGAGAAAACGACAAGACCAUGGAGAAACAAUUGACGAGCGAUAGUGAAAUGGCGAUGGAAAAGGCUGAAAAUGUUCACGAAUGGCGAACAAUGUCAUCAAAGACGAGAAAAGGGAAGCGGAAAACAAGAAAGAAGAAGACAAACAAAAAAUAUCAGAAGAGUUUGACGACUAUGGUGAUAGUCUUGCAAGUGAUAAACAAGAAUUGAUAGCUACAGAAGAAAAGCCGAAGAGAAAGAAAAGUGUUGGUGGAGCAUUAGAAAAGAGCGAAACGAAAGAAAACACUCACGAAACUGCUCAAAAAGCCGCUGUAGAAAACACUCAAGAAACCGUUGUAGAAAACACCGAGAAAACUGCUCUAGUAAAUGCUGUAGAAAAUACUCUCGAAACCGCUGUAGAAAACACUCAAGAAACUGCUCUAGAAAACAUUCAAGAAACUGCUGUAGAAAACACUCAAGAUACCGCUGUAGAAAACGCUAGAGAAACCGCUUUAGAAAACACUCAAGAAACGGCUGUAGAAAACGCUCAAGGAACAAUUGUAGAAAACUCUCACGAAACCACUAAUAAAAACACUCAAGAAACUGCGCUAGAAAACACUCCAGAAACCGCUGUAGAAACUCCUCACAAAACCGCUCAAGAAAGCGCUCUAGAAAACACUCAAGAAACUGCUGAAGACAGCGCUCUAGAAAAUUCUCACUUAACUGAUAUAGAAAACACUCACGAUACCGUUUUAGAAAACACUGAAGGAACCGCUCGAGAAAAUUCUAUACAAAACGAAAUUACAGAGGAGAUGAAAAUCUUCUGAAAGAUGACAGCAAUGAUGUAUCAGAAGAAACGGAGGAUUAUGAGAAUGGUUUUACAAAUGAUACGCAAAUAUUAAUUGAGCCCGAGGAAAAGGCAAGUUUUCCUUACGGUGUAAACGAAGCUUCAGAGAAAUGUGAAACAAAAGCGAACGAGGUAAUCGAAGAACAUGAAAAAACGUCUUCUUUUAUAGACGUUUCAGAAAGCAUGUCAUGAAUGCAAGGACUUUGCUUCCAUUUGCAAAUUUUAUGAGAAAACGAUUAAACGAAUGUGUAUAUACAUUUCAUAUUUGCAUCCUUUAUCAAACAUACAAGCUUUCAACGACUUUUUUUGUUAAUAUGUAUACUCUUAACAGCGAUAUUUCUGUUAAACGACUGUAAAUUAAUUCUUGAUUGUGAAAGUGAAGACUAUAUAAGUACUGAAUGAUCUUCUAUAAUCGUUUAAUUCAUUAA
This is a messenger RNA of Xenia sp. Carnegie-2017, 2616 nucleotides long. Its product is annotated as serine/threonine-protein kinase 32A-like. The transcript has 11 exons. NCBI's taxonomy places the organism in Eukaryota, Metazoa, Cnidaria, Anthozoa, Malacalcyonacea, Xeniidae. Gene Ontology annotation, molecular function: G protein-coupled receptor kinase activity; G protein-coupled receptor binding; ATP binding. Gene Ontology annotation, biological process: regulation of signal transduction; protein phosphorylation; G protein-coupled receptor signaling pathway. Bases 301 to 1572 code for a protein of 423 amino acids. The record is from RefSeq and is a predicted model, not a curated record.